UGCGACAGGUCCCAGAGCAACGCUUCCAAUCUCAAGGCCCAUAUCAUUAAUCACGACAAAGAUAAAGCCUUUAAUUGCGGACAGCCCAAUUGCAAGUACAAGACUAACAGGAAAGCAGAUCUCAACCGCCAUUCCCAGACACAUCGCCCCAGAGAGGAGAUCAAAAGAUGGAAGUGUAAUGGGUGUGACUUAAACUUUUCAAGACAGGAUUCGGUCCCAAGGCAU
Molecule: messenger RNA, 225 nt
Organism: Lobosporangium transversale
Lineage: Eukaryota; Fungi; Mortierellomycota; Mortierellomycetes; Mortierellales; Mortierellaceae
Exons: 1
Source: RefSeq, a predicted model, not a curated record